UCCACACACAACAAAAAAAAGUAAAAGAAUAAAUUUUUUAAAUUUUUCAUUUUUGGUUAGAACAUUUUUAUUUUUUGUUUUAAAUAAAGUUAUAAGUUUGGUUUUUUUAAUAGAAAUAUAAAAAAAAAAUUUAUUUAAAAAGUUAUUCAAACUUUUUCUCUUCUAAAAAUCUAGAAAAUUUAAACAACAACAACAACAACUCCUCCUAAGGAAGGAUUAUUUUGAAAAAAUGUCAGUACAACAAGAAUGUAGAGAGACAACAUCACUUUCAAAUAGUAAUAAUAAUCAUAAUAAUAAUAAUCAUAAUAGUAUAACAGUGACAACAGAACAAAAUAAUCGACCACAAACAACAGGAUCAAAAUAUGAAGAAUUAAAUAUUAUUGGAACAGGUGCUUAUGGAACAGUUUAUCGAGCUCGUGAUUUGAAUAAUCCUGGACAUUAUGUGGCAAUAAAAAAAGUACGUGUCACAUUAACAGAUGAUGGUGUUCCGAUGUCAACUUUACGUGAAAUAACAUUAUUAAAACAAUUGGAUUCAUCUCAGCAUCCGAAUAUCGUUAAAUUAUUGGAAGUGUGCCAUGGCACAAGCUUGGAACGUGAAGGUCAAUUGGUAAUAUUUUUAGUUUUUGAACAUUUAGAACAAGAUCUUGCAAUGUUAAUUGAAAGUUUACCAAAAUCUGGGAUGCCAGCAUCUAGGAUUCAGCGUUUUUCACGAGAACUUUUAACUGGUGUUGAUUUUUUACAUUCACAUCGAAUUGUUCAUCGAGACUUGAAACCACAAAAUAUAUUGAUAUCAGCUCAAGGACAUUUAAAAAUUGCAGAUUUUGGACUUGCUAAAACUUAUGAUUUUGAAAUGAAAUUAACAUCAGUUGUUGUAACAUUGUGGUAUAGAGCACCAGAAAUAUUAUUAGCUCAACCUUAUACAAGUUCAGUUGAUAUAUGGAGUACGGCAUGUAUAAUUGCUGAAAUGUUUGGUAGAAGACCGAUAUUUCCUGGUACCUCAGAAGGAAAUCAAUUAGAUCGUAUAUUUUUAUUGACUGGUAGACCAACAUUAUUGCAAUGGCCAAAUUCAUCACCGAUAUCUAGGAGUAAUUUCCCUCACAGAAAUCCAAAACAACCAAAAGAUCUUUUUCCAGAGCUUUGUGAAAACUCAAAUGAUUUAUUAUAUAAAAUGCUGUCUUUCGAACCUGAAAAAAGGCCUUCAGCUCUUACAUGUCUUAAACAUGAAUAUUUUCAACAGGAACCUUUAUAAAUAAAAUAAAUAUAUAUAUAUAUACAUUACAUAUAUACAUUAAAAAUAUACAUAUUUUUUUUCAUGGGAAAAAACCAAAUUAAUAACCAGGCUUUAAUUUUUUUUAUAUUAAUCCUAAGUCAUUAGUCGAUA
Molecule: messenger RNA, 1381 nt
Organism: Condylostylus longicornis
Lineage: Eukaryota; Metazoa; Arthropoda; Insecta; Diptera; Dolichopodidae
Gene: Cdk4
Product: cyclin-dependent kinase 4
Exons: 7
Coding region: 230-1249 (339 amino acids)
Biological process (GO): protein phosphorylation; signal transduction; regulation of gene expression
Cellular component (GO): nucleus; cyclin-dependent protein kinase holoenzyme complex; cytoplasm
Molecular function (GO): cyclin binding; ATP binding; cyclin-dependent protein serine/threonine kinase activity
Source: RefSeq, a predicted model, not a curated record